This is a messenger RNA of Raphanus sativus (radish), 1032 nucleotides long. RefSeq names its product plasmodesmata-located protein 6-like. NCBI's taxonomy places the organism in Eukaryota, Viridiplantae, Streptophyta, Magnoliopsida, Brassicales, Brassicaceae. The record is from RefSeq and is a predicted model, not a curated record. The coding region runs from base 123 to 1016 and encodes 297 amino acids. The transcript has 2 exons. Gene Ontology annotation, cellular component: plasmodesma.
AAUUUUAUAUAAUCUAACAAUCUAUUGCAAUUUGCAAAUGUUUUCAUAAUGAUAUAUAUGCACUUUCUCAUGUUUACACAUAUUUUGUGAUAUAGACACAUACCCUUAUAAGGCCAAAAGGUAUGGCAUCGCCGAAAGAGAUGUCAUCGAUAAAAACGGUUAUCUCGAUCCCUGUCGCCAUCUUAGCCAUAUAUUUUCUCACAAACUGGUUAUAUCCCUCUGUGAAUCCAUUAGUCUACUACCACCAAUGCUCUCCACCAAAGCACUUCACCGGAGCAGCUUCCAAGCCAAAAGUCAACUCGCUACUCAGCAUGUUCGUCAACUCAGCUUCUAUCUACACAUACAACAAUCUCACUGUCAACGGAAACUACGGACUGCACCAGUGCCGGGGUGAUCUAUCCUCCGAUGAGUGCGUAAGUUGUGUCGCCCAAGCUGUUCGCCUGCUCCAAAGUAACAGCGAAGGCGAGACCGGCUGCGCAUUGCAGCUCGAAGGCUGUUUAGUGAAGUACGACAACGUUGUGUUCUUUGGCGUGGCCGAUAAGACGGCCAUGGUUAUGAGUUGCGGGACACCGACUGGGUAUAAGUAUAAGUCGGAAGAGUUGACUCAGGCUAAUGCGUUGGUUGAUAAAGUGCUUGCAAAUAGUGGUACGUCAUACAGAGUGGAGAGGUCAGGGGAAGCGCAAGCUGUAGCGCAGUGCACCGGUGAUCUUAGUGCAACCGAUUGUCAAGACUGUUUGAUGGAAGCGAUCCAACGGCUGAAACUUCAACCAUUUUGCGGAACAAGCACUUGGGGUGACGUCUACUUAGCCAAGUGCUACGUUGGUUACUCGUCGCAUGGAGCCAUCGGUGAAGAGUUCAAGAAAGGUAUUCGGGCUAAGCACGUGGCGACCCAAAGGAAUUUGGUAUAUAUGAGGACAGCAGGUUUAUUUGAUCUAAUUAAAUCAUUAUGGUCAUACUUUUUUUAUGUUUUUGUUUUGGGUAUAUUAUUUUGUGUGUGUCUUUUUUUAUUCGGAUGAAUAUAAACGAGGAAGA